GACUCAGACUAACAUAAUUUACUGGUCUAUUCAAAAGCCCUUUUCCAUGUGUAGUUAUCACAAUCCUGUAAAGCUGUUUUUGGUGAAUCUUGUUUUUCUGCUGUACCUCUGUUUUAUCACUAGGGUGCAAUGCUCUUGUACAUGUGGGUCUUAAAUGUUUGAUUCUCUUAACGUUUUUGGGUCAAUCAUCAAUGUUGCCAAUUUGAAUCAUUAUGACACAUGACUUAUGACAUGUCUAGUUUUCUUUAUGAUCCAGUCAUUUAUUUAUAGACAUGGUAAUCCAUUUGCACAGUAUCUAAUGGUCCACGAGCAUUAUAUUAUUAUAUUAUUCAGUAUUACAUACGAGAUUAUAUGGUCAGUUUCAGUGUUGUUUUAUUGCUCUCCAAUAGCAUACGGUAGGCAACAGGCAUGUCUGGCCCCUGUAAUUGUGUUUCUGGGCUAGAGGUCAGACACUUUUUUUUAGGUAUUUCCUCCUUGCUUCCUUUGUUCUGCUGAGCGACUUCAUCUGAAGAUAAGUUACUCUAAAAUGGGUGAGGCUUGUAUAUGACCAUAAAUGGACAAGGUGUGUUUUUGUGUUUAAGCUUCACCGAUGGAGCAAGCAUGCAUAACAAUAUAAGGAAGUGUUAGAGCAGAAGAGAGAACGAAGUCACCUUCGGAAUUUUGUCAGCAACAUGUGACAACGGAGGGCCCUCCGAGUGAUUUGGCAGGGCGAGGUGGUGGCUUGGAAUUCACAAUCUCACUGUCUCAUUCAGACACACGCAGGGAUCACUUAACCAGGAAGUUAUUGGGAGAAGUUUGUUUCAAUCACCUUUCUCCAUCUUGAAAGACAAACGUGGCUUAAUUGGAAUAUAGGGGUCUCUAGUAUUUGGGUAUGCUUCCUCAUUCUGCUGUACAAGGACAGGAGAGCAGAGAGUAAAAAACACAUUAAUUCACCACAAAAGUCAUGUUGUACUGGACUGCACUGCCUGAUUGGAAAGUAUUGCUGUUGGUGACACUUCUAUGGGACUACCUCUGUGCUGAGGAACUGAAACCCACAAGAUGGCCACUGUAUCCCCAAAAGCCUCUGGUCAUGGCCUGGAAUGCUCCGACGGAGGACUGCGGCCCGCGGCACGGUAUUCACUUUCAGCUGGAGCAGUUCCAGAUUGUGGCGUCGCCCAGCAAGGGCUUUGUCCGCCAAAACCUCACCAUCUUUUACAAGGACCGUUUGGGGUUGUACCCCUAUUAUAAGGAGCACGAUGGUGCUGUCAUGAACGGUGGGCUCCCGCAGGUUGCCAGUCUCACUCAGCACCUGGAGAAGAUGCCGGAGGGUAUUCAGUAUUACAUACGCGAAGCAGGGGCCAAGGGACUGGCAGUUAUUGACUGGGAGGAGUGGAGACCACUGUGGAUCCGCAACUGGGACGUCAAGAAUGUGUACCGCAACCAGUCAAGGCAGCUGGUGGCCCAGAAGAACCCAGCCUGGCCCGCAGAGCGUGUGGCUAAGGUGGCCCAGCAGGAGUUUGAGAUGUCAGCCCGGAAGUUCAUGGUGGAGACCCUGAGGCUGGCCAAGAGCCUGCGGCCCAACCAGCUGUGGGGGUUCUACUUGUUCCCAGACUGCUACAACCACGACUAUAAGAACACUCUGGAGAACUACACGGGCCGCUGCCCUGACGUGGAGGUGGCCCGGAAUGAAAUGCUCAAAUGGCUGUGGGUGGAGAGCACAGCCCUCUUCCCCUCGGUCUACAUGGGCACGGUGCUGCGCUCUUCGCACUCGGGGCGGCAGUUUGUCCGGAACCGGGUGAAGGAGGGGAUGCGUCUGGCGUCAGGGGGAGACGGGCUGGCACGUCCUGUCUUUGUGUACGCCCGGCCCACCUAUGCCAACGUACUGGAGCUGCUGACAGAGACGGACCUGGUCUCCACCAUCGGGGAGAGUGUGGCUCUUGGGGCCGCAGGCAUCAUCCUCUGGGGAGAUCACGCUUAUGCCAGCAGCAAGGCCAGUUGCUCUAGUCUGAAUGAGUACUUACGGGGUCCGCUGGGCCGGUACCUGCUCAACGUUACCACGGCAGCAGAGCUGUGCAGCCAGACGCUGUGCGAUUCCCUUGGACGCUGCCUGCGUAAACACCCUGACACUGAUGCCUACCUGCAUCUCAGCACCCGCACCCACAGAAUAGAGCCCCUAGCAAAUGGAAAACUCAAGGUUCAAGGUCAGCUUGGGGAAGACGACAUACUGGGCUUUCAGAGGGAGUUUCAGUGCCAGUGCUAUAGUGGCUACCAGGGAGAGGGCUGUGGCCAGAGAGACCCCCAACAACAACGAGGCGUUGCAGCUCCAAUCAUGGCGUCAUGGGUGCACUGUUUGAUCCUGCUACUCAUCACACUCCUGCUCUGAGUGCAAACAGUACAUCCACAGGCAUACAGCUACAUUAAAAUAAUUGGAUGUGUACUGGUAUACACAUGACAUUAUCUACACAUGCACAAACAUUAUAUAAAUACACGUUGGGGCAAAUGUAUUCACUGUAGUCCAGAUUGCUGUAAGGUUGGUGGAUCUAUGUGGAACACUGAGUUAUGUGGUUGUUUGUGUGUUGAUUUGUUUCCCAUACAUUGGAGGGCUCGCCGGAAAUAACUUUGUUUACAUUGAUCUCUUUCUCAGUCUCCUUCCCACGAUAUAUCUCUCUCAACCCCUCCCCCCUCUUUCAAGGUGUCAUUUUCUCAUGAUCCCAAAGUUGAUGUUUUUGUGUGGAAAUGUGUGUUGUUUUCUGAUUGUAUGUACGGUUUUGUGUUAUGUGUGAGCCAAAAUGGGGCCGAUGCACUUGAUUUUUGGAAGAGCACAAAAUAGUUCUUAUCGCCUGACCUCUGACAUUUUUAUCUUUAGGUUUCAAUAUUUAUAUUCAUGUAUUUUCACGUUUGUUAAAAAGCUUUUAUUUUAUGGCAAAAACAAGACUACUAUUUUCGCUCUAAAAUUGUGCUUCUCUCUUACUGUGUACAAUGUUUCAAACACUCAAAAUAAAUCAAAGCUGUAAUUAAGUGAUACUGCCAGAGAAGCCUGUGUUUGGAGGAUAUAUUGGCACAGGUGUUGUUCCAUCAAGGGCCUGCAAACCGUGCCAAUAUAUCUUCCAAACACCAGCUUCGAGGGUAUUAUCACUUUUAUACAACGGGUUACCAACAUA
Molecule: messenger RNA, 3140 nt
Organism: Oncorhynchus masou masou (cherry salmon)
Lineage: Eukaryota; Metazoa; Chordata; Actinopteri; Salmoniformes; Salmonidae
Product: hyaluronidase-2-like
Exons: 6
Coding region: 944-2362 (472 amino acids)
Biological process (GO): hyaluronan catabolic process; carbohydrate metabolic process
Cellular component (GO): cytoplasmic vesicle
Molecular function (GO): hyaluronoglucuronidase activity; hyalurononglucosaminidase activity
Source: RefSeq, a predicted model, not a curated record